AUGUUUCCUCCAGACAAUUUGCAACUUGUGCUAAAACAUUUUUCCCAGAGCGGACCAGUUUCUUCAUCUGAUGAAGAUAGCUCUCAAACUUGAAUGCACUGCAGUUGUCAAGGCUGCCAAAGUUUUGGGCAUCUUCUGCAAGGUGCAGCAAGGAAUGGACAUUGUAAACUAAAAAUGUCUCCCCAUAUAGCUCCCGUCCUCUCUCCACAAAAUAUUUCAGCAGCUGGUUUGCAUAAGGCCCUUGUGCCUUUGUAAGAUCUGGGCUUACUAAAAUACAAAGAGCCAUGCUGAAACACAAAAAGUGUUCGUACAGCUGAUCUUGUAGGACUCCCUUCAGAACGAUCUUCUCUGUGUACAGAGCAAACUGUCUGAACUCUGUUGCUUUCCAACGUUCAAUUUCCUGCAAGCCCCUUGGCUUCCUGGCAAAGCAGUCAGGAAUAGAUUUCUUUAGUGUCACCAGCCUCUCGCUUACACGGGUCACAUCUCCUGAUGGAAACCUCUUCUACCUCUUGUCCACAACAGCAGCAACUUUUUCAUUACCCCAAGACAGCUCUGGUGCAUAUAAUCUAUGGGGAAUUAUUUGAUCAUGUCAAUUGGGAGGACAGAGAAGGGUGAGAUCUGCUCUUCUUGAUGGUGUUCAGGUUGCCAGCACUCCCUGAAUGAUUCAUCUGUCCUCAUGGUCAGGUUAUUUGUUUCAGGAUAUAUCAUCCGACCAUCCCAGGAUCCCCUCUGUUUGCAUCUAUCGCACCCAUAGUAUCCAGAAAACUGCUUUACACAUUUGACCAUAGUUUUUGCUGGAGCAUCACAGGUAACACAUCUUAGUUGGAUGUUUAAGCGUUUGCCUCCCCAGGUCAGACCAUCCUGGAUUAGUUCUGCCAAUUCCUGAACAGUGUCAUUGACAAAGUUUACACUCUAAAAAAUGCUGGGUUAUUUUUUCUACCCAUUCGCUGGGUUAAAUAUUUUAACCUAUUUUGCUGGGUUAUAUUCUCGGUAAUGGCUCAUAUUGACCCAGCGUUUGGGUUCCUUGGUUGCCACAAAGUGCACUUGGAAUAUUUGACCCAGUGCUUGGGUUAUCUCCUCAUCUCCUCGCGCUGUUCAAAGCCAAAACGUAACGGUCGAGAGGAGGACGACGUUGGACAGUAUAUGAGUAAAGGUGAGUGAUGAUAUUUGUUUUGCUAUAAAUCUAUAAAACUAGCUUUAUUUCAACUAGUGAGCAGUAUGAUAUUUUUGGGAUUUACAAAAUUAAGGAAAAAGUGACCAUUCAAAAAUUAUGAACACUCUGAGGUUGUAAUCGCGUCGUGGCCGUUACUCUUCGGGUGCCCGUUAAUGACAAUAAUUCAAUAGGCCAGCAUCAAUUAUUCAGUUUAAUUCAUGGUUACUGCAUUUCAAGAUGUAGUUUUUUAUUUAUUUAUUUUUUUAAUAUUUAUUUAGACAUAUUCAUUUUUUCGUCUUAAAUGCUCUAGUGGUUGUAUAAAACAGGUUAUUUCCAUACUGCGUUUUUCAGCCUUAUCAAACGAUGAAGUUAUAUGAUGAUAAGAUGAAAAAAUAUCAGGCCACAAUGAAACCGUUAAGUAAACCAAGGAAAGAGGAUUCAGAAAAGUAAGGUUUAGGCAGACGACUCACUACAACCAAAGUGCAGUACCCGCCCCCAUAACCUAGCAACCCCGGCACCUGCUGUGUAACAACCAAUGACCAGCAUACACGUCAUAUCAUCAUCAUCACAAAAGGGGUGCAAUAUGUUUUAUUAAACACGAAAUAGUACACUUAAAAACCCUGACAAUGUUGAAUUGUUAGGCAUAUUACAUAUCUUUGAGAAUAGCUGAAAUAGACAAAAAAAAACAAAAAAAAAAAAAAACAACAACAACUAGCUAGCAAGACACACAACAGUGCCAGCUAGGUUUGGUUAGCAGUAGCUAGCUAACCUAGUCAAGAUAUUGCUAAUCAAAUGUUUCCAUGUGUUUUUGUACAGCAAUGGACAUUUUUGUGGAACAAAAACUCACCAACUGGAAUCUUGAGUGCCUCGUUGAAAAAUUUGCAGAACAGUAUCCCACCACAGCACAGCACUGCAUAUGAAAAUGCGCAGGCCACCAUUGCAUCUGAAAUUGCACAGCCCAACACUGCAUCGGAAAAUACACAGCCAACAUUUGUCCUUAAUCUUUUUCAAGAUGACAUGUUUGUAUGUUUCCUGACAACUAGGAAAAGCAUGACUACUGACAACUAUUUUUAAUUUGUUGUCAGUACCUUUUUGUAAAGUAACAUUUCCUAUUUGCAUUCAGUAAGAUACUGUAGUUUACUGACAACUCUGCUAAGUACCAGGAUAUCCGUGCAAUACUGAUGAAAGCACCACAUGGACCCUCCAUUGUGGAGAGUCUAGAGAGUAAUAAAAUUACCACCAAGCAAAGGCGUGCAAUGGUGCGAAUUACUGUUUCUUAUCUUAUUGAGAAAUAUGGCGAAACACCAUCAACAGAGACCAAAAAGGCAAUGGCCAUGUCUCUAGUAGAGACAUUUCCCUGUCUCCGUGACCCUGAAGGAAAUGGCUUUGAGGCCUGGUUCAGCCAGGGGCGAAAACACAGGCCUUCCACAGGAUUUCUUGAGGAGCGGCUUCGCAACAUAAGAAAGAGGAUGCGGAGAUUAAGAACACAGCCCUCCGUAGUGCCUGUCUGUGAGGAGAGGUUGACUUUCAUUCCUACAUCAGCUUUGUCUACUGAGAGAGCAAUUCAGUUAAAAGAAUGGCUAAAAAACAAUACCAGACCACAGGACCAGGUUGAGCAGUAUAUGAAAGCAACUGCUCUUUUUAGGGCUCACUGGAUUCGCCAGAACAGCUCCAAACCAAUAUCUGAGAUUUUAUCAGAGUUCCCUCGUCUAAUGGAUACCCCAGGCAUGAUAUCUCAAGACUUCAGAGUACUUCACCCUGAUGCUGCUGACAAAUUGUGCUCAUCCUGGUUGCCUGACUUUGCUGACAAGAUCCUGGCCUUUGCUAAAAGAGAUGGACGACAAAUGGAUUUACUGAAUUUAGACAACAUAUCUGCAGAUAUCAAAGGCACCAUGGCACUGAAAAUUUUACCUCAGAUCAUUCCACCAUCAGUGUACAAGACUGGCAACAAAACCUUCCGGCCAACUAUUGAGGAAGCCAGAACCUCUUUCAUUGAUGUACAACCAUCUGGAACCAACAUGGUGCAGUACCUACAAAAACAGAGGGAGGAGAAGACCUUCCCAUUUGUCUUAGAACUUGGAGUUGGUGGACAGUUUUUUGUGGUGGUGAAUGGGGAAGCCCUAGAAGAGCAGACUCUCCUCAAGGCAGUAGAUGUUUGUUUUAAGUCCUUUUUUUGCUUUGACACCCACUUUCCAAAACAGUGUGCCCUUGCCUGGGAGUUUUUGCAGCAGGUAGUUUAUGAGAUGCCUGGUUCUGAAAAUUCAACAAUUCGCUUUUUGCGUGCCUCCAUUUAUGCUGCUGAGGACUAAAUUCUUUAUUAAACUAACUAAUGCAGGUAUUUUGUAUCCAUGUAUGUAUAUAUUUGUAUUUAUUUAUUUAUUUGGUGUAUUGUGAAUUGAUUUGCUACAGUUUAGUAAUUAAUGUACAUUCUUAAUAAUUAAAGCACUGCCUUGUUCUGAAAAUUUAAUUAAACACUGUUUGAAUUAUUUGAUGCUGGACUAAAUAAAUUAAAUGUUAAA
Molecule: messenger RNA, 3672 nt
Organism: Myxocyprinus asiaticus (Chinese sucker)
Lineage: Eukaryota; Metazoa; Chordata; Actinopteri; Cypriniformes; Catostomidae
Exons: 8
Coding region: 2335-3462 (375 amino acids)
Source: RefSeq, a predicted model, not a curated record